Molecule: messenger RNA, 2398 nt
Organism: Pseudoliparis swirei
Lineage: Eukaryota; Metazoa; Chordata; Actinopteri; Perciformes; Liparidae
Product: serine/threonine-protein phosphatase 2A catalytic subunit alpha isoform-like
Exons: 7
Coding region: 299-1228 (309 amino acids)
Biological process (GO): peptidyl-serine dephosphorylation; mitotic cell cycle
Cellular component (GO): cytosol
Molecular function (GO): protein serine/threonine phosphatase activity
Source: RefSeq, a predicted model, not a curated record
UGUACUCAUAUGUUUCUGCAUGACCUUGGUCCAAGGAGACGUAUUUUCUGUAUGUCACGUGAACGAGACACUUUUCGUCCCCUCCAAACUGCAGGGACACAGAGCUGUUGACGCAGAUCGUUUUCGCAGAGCGCACACACGCACGCGCGCAGACCUAGGCUACACAUGCGAGCUGCGAAUGACCAGAGAGCUCGCUAAGGACGUAGCGUAGCCGGGCCACAAUCUCAUAAUAACGACACAGCGAGUGGUUUUCCUUAGAUAUUUUAAAGCUGGUCGGCUCGCUAGCUGACGGCAAACCAUGGACGACAAGUCUUUCACCAAGGAGUUGGACGGAUGGAUUGAACAACUGAACGAGUGCAAACAGCUGAGUGAGAAUCAGGUCAAAGUCCUAUGUGAAAAGGCAAAGGAGAUCCUUACAAAGGAGUCCAACGUGCAGGAGGUGAGAUGUCCGGUGACAGUCUGCGGAGAUGUCCAUGGUCAGUUUCAUGACCUGAUGGAGCUGUUUAAGAUUGGGGGGAAGUCUCCAGACACCAACUAUCUCUUCAUGGGAGACUAUGUCGACAGAGGCUACUAUUCUGUCGAGACAGUUUCUCUUCUGGUUUCUCUUAAGGUCAGGUUUCGCGAUCGAAUCACAAUUCUCAGAGGGAACCAUGAGAGCAGACAGAUCACACAAGUGUACGGCUUCUAUGACGAGUGCUUAAGGAAAUAUGGAAAUGCCAAUGUUUGGAAGUACUACACGGAUCUGUUUGACUACCUGCCUCUCACUGCGCUGGUAGAUAACCAGAUUUUUUGCCUCCAUGGAGGAUUGUCCCCUUCAAUAGACACACUGGAACACAUCAGAGCGCUGGAUCGCUUGCAGGAGGUUCCUCAUGAGGGCCCAAUGUGUGACUUGUUGUGGUCUGACCCAGAUGACCGUGGCGGCUGGGGCAUCUCACCUCGGGGGGCUGGUUACACCUUCGGGCAGGACAUAUCUGAGACCUUCAACCAUGCAAAUGGUCUAACUUUGGUCUCAAGAGCCCACCAGCUGGUGAUGGAGGGUUACAAUUGGUGCCACGACCGCAAUGUAGUGACGAUCUUCAGUGCACCAAACUAUUGCUAUCGUUGUGGAAACCAGGCAGCAAUCAUGGAACUUGAUGACACAUUGAAAUACUCCUUCCUCCAGUUCGAUCCGGCGCCACGCAGGGGGGAGCCUCAUGUGACGCGGCGUACGCCAGACUAUUUCCUGUAAAGAUCCCUGGCGAGGAUGGAAAGAGGCUACACAGAGAAAAAGCAUUCUUAACUCAUGGACCAAAAAAAAAAGGACCCAUUAUCACAAUGAAAUGGAAACUAUCGCAUUUAGUUAAAGACCACCAUCCUUUCAACCUUUUCCUCUCUGUGCAUGAUGUUUUUAUUGCUAGAAAGGAUUGCUAUUACGAACAAUACAAUCACAAUACCUGCUGGUUUGUCGGGAAACAUAAAUGAACUGAUGCAGAGAAUAACAAGUAAAUGUAAGUAAUGUUUGUGUUGACAAUGAGCAGAGUGUUUUCAUGUACAGUAUGUAAGCCGCAUCUAACACUUGGCAUGGCCUCAAAUCAAAGGUUGCAGUAAAUAUAAUGUCAACUCUUUCUUUUUGUAACUGAACGCAACUUUAUUUUGUGAAGUGAAAUCAUAGGUUAGAUAUCGGAAAUUAGUAUGUUCUCUUUGCACUUUUGUAUUUGAUUUUUAUCACAUGGCACUGACAGACUUUGUUCUUUUUUUAUACCCUGUCAUAGUGUAAGUAGCCCUCUUUCUGCCCUGCUGUCUCUUAUGGGAGUUAAUGUAAUUCAUUUAAGUAGGCAAUACUGGUAGCGAUUACAUCAGUUGUAGAAAAGAAUAACUCAAGGUUUUGCAGCCACCACUAUACGAAAUAAAAACUGAAGUUGCUUCGUCAUGUACUUCAUAAGAAGUUUGUGGCAUUAUUCUCUCUCACCAGUCACCACUAGAUGGAAAUAGACUCCCAGUAGCUGCUGAUGAUCAAUUGAUCAUCGUGAUUAUCAAGUUUACUGGGAAUGUGUGCAGGGCAUUGGGUACUUGUUAUAUCUUUAUGUAUUCGAGGUGUUUGUAAUAUGAUGAUUGUGAAACAUGAAAUGGAUAAGGCUGUUGGUGUGCCAAAGAGGACUAAUUUAGCUUUUCAUUCUGUUUGAUGGUUUCAUUGUACUUAUGUGAAACACAUAUUGAUUUGUCUAUUUUAAGGGAAACUAUUGACAAGACUUUAGUGUCGGCCACCAAUGUGAGGCUUUUGCAGAUGUGUAUGUGAAAAUCCAAAGUUUUACCAGUUAUUAAUUAUUUACCGCCUGCGAAUCAAGGUCGCGAGAUGUCAGCGCUUUACCGGAUGUGGUGCUCAGCUCGCUGCUGAAAAUAAAAGCCUCAUUUAAAGGAC